This is a messenger RNA of Dichomitus squalens LYAD-421 SS1, 1116 nucleotides long. RefSeq lists its product as uncharacterized. The transcript is spliced from 8 exons. The record is from RefSeq and is a predicted model, not a curated record. NCBI's taxonomy places the organism in Eukaryota, Fungi, Basidiomycota, Agaricomycetes, Polyporales, Polyporaceae. The coding region runs from base 1 to 1116 and encodes 371 amino acids.
AUGUACUUGCUAGCCGCUACCAUCUUCGCUGCGGCCCUCUUGAUAGGCCUAUAUUCUUGGUUCAGCUCGCAUGAGAGAAAGGAUGCCGGGGUUACUGGCCGUAACUCGGACUUCAAGGAGAAGGGGCAAACGUUUGUGCCAGGAUCGUCGCUCCCUAAUCCUGAUCCGUUGGUUAAGUUCGAUAUCGAGACGGCGACGGCUCGCAACUUCGUGUAUGCCAAUAAGACAGUACGAUACCCAUAUUACCAGACUAUGGCACACCAGCCCAUGCAUGUCAACCACUGGAUAGAGAUCGAUAAGGAAUACAAAUGGUACCUCGGUGAGAAAGCGCGAGUGAUUCGCGAACAAGGCAAAGUGGUCAUCGACUCCCUGCCCGACAAUGACGAGGCGUGCGGUGAGCUCCUACUGGAGUUGGUGGACUACCUUCCGAAGCGAUACCCCACGCUGUUUACGCAUGAGGGGCCUGACGGCAUCGUCAACCUCGUGACUGGAGAGCACCAUGUCUCUCUCGGUAACAGGAAGGGAGUUGACGCACUGCUCGUUGUUUCUCGUCUGGUUCAAGACGAUUUUCUGAUGGGCCGUGAGCGCGAAGAUGGUAAGAUAUACCUUGUGGGAGGACUCAUCGCAUUCCCUGGAUUCUACCUUCUAUCUGAGACGAUCAAUAAGCCUCUCGAAGUUCUGCAUCGACCCGUCCCUCACUUCAAUGAGAAGCUGCUUAUGAGCGUCGAGCGUACGCUCAAGCGCUUUCAACCGGACCAGCCAUUCGAGCGAUCAAGUUGGAUGAUCGCCGACGACCGUAACCUGUUUUGGCACAAUAUCGCCAGUGCACCCCCUGACCCUAACAUCCACCCUAAAGACUUAUGGUUACGGAUCGAUCACCAGACUUUCCGCAAGCUGCCGAGGACUAACGCAAUCAUCUUCGGAGUACACCCGAUCAUGCGAAGGAUUGAGGACCUAGCGGAUAGCCCUCUGGUGCCGACUCUACUGGAAAAGGUGCACUUAGAAACAGACGAUACGCUUCUGACGUAUAAGGGAACACACAAAUAUCACGACAUCCUGCUCCCCUACUUGCGCGAGCUCACUGAGAGUCAGGUAGAACGCGGUCUAAUCAGGUAA